CAACAACAGCACCUCCAACAACUGUAGCUCCCACGAUAACUGCAGCUCCUACAACAGCUUUAGCAUCUAUGACAACCACUGCAGGCCUAACUACAACAACUGAUGCCCCUACGACCACUGUAACUCCACGACCUACUACGACAACCAGUGCAGCUCUUACUACAACAACUACAACUUCUGCUCCUACGACAACCACAACAACAGCACCUCCAACAACUGUAGCUCCCACGAUAACUGCAGCUCUGACAACAGCUUUAGCAUCUUCGACAACCACUGCAGCCCUAACAACAACAACUGCUGCUCGUACGACCACUACAGAUCCAGAACCUAUUACGACAACCACUGCAGCUCCUUCUACAACAACUACAACUUCAGCUCCUACGACAACCACAACAACAGCACCUCCAACAACUGCUGCUCCUACGACCACUGUAACUCCACAACCUACUUCGACAACCAGUGCAGCUCCUACUACAACAACUGCUGUUCCACCGACCACAGUGACUGCAGCACCUUCUACAAUAACUACAACUUCAGCUCCUACAACAACCAAAACAACAACUGUAGCUCCCACGACAACUGCAGCUCCUACAACCGCUUUAGCAUCUAUGACAACCACUGCAGGCCUCACAACAACAACUGCUGCUCCUACGACCACGACCACUACAUCUCCAGAACCUAUUACGACAACCACUGCAGCUCCUACUACAACAACUACAACUUCAGCUCCUACGACAACCACAACAACAGCACCUACUACAACACCUGAAGUUCCUAAAACUGUAGCUCCCACGACCACUCCACCUGCUGUACUUACUUCAACAAUCACACCUACAGCUCCUGAUACCACAACUGUAACUUCUACGUCAACCACAGCAGCUCUAACUACAACAAUUGCUGCUCCAACGACCACUACAAUUCUAGAACCUAUUACGACAACCACUGCAGCUCCUGCUACAACAACUACAACUUCAGCUCCUGCGACAACCACAACAACAGCACCUCCAACAACUGUAUCUCCCACGAUAACUGCAGCUCCUACAACAGCUUUAGCAUCUACGACAACCACUGCAGCCCUAACAACAACAACAACUGCUGCUCCUACGACCACUACAGAUCCAGAACCUAUUACGACAACCACUGCAGCUCCUGCUACAACAACUACAACUUCAGCUCCUGCGACAACCACAACAACAGCACCUCCAACAACUGUAGCUCCCACGACAACUGCAGCUCCUACAACAGCUUUAGCAUCUACGACAACCACUGCAGACCUAACAACAACAACUGCUGCUCCUACGACCACUACAGUUCCAGAACCUAUGACGACAACCAGUGCAGCUCCUGCAACAACAACUACAACUUCAGCUCCUACGACAACCACAACAACAGCACCUCCAACAACUGUAGCUCCCACGAUAACUGCUGCUCCUACAACAGCUUUAGCAUCUACUUCAACCACUGCAGCCCUAACUACAACAACUGCUGCCCCUACGACCACUGUAACUCCACGACCUACUACGACAACCAGUGCAGCUCCUGCUACAACAACAACAACUUCAGCUCCUACGACAACCACAACAACAGCACCUCCAACAACUGUAGCUCCCACAACAACUGCAGCUCCUACAACAGCUUUAGCAUCUACGAUAACCACUGCAGCCCCAACAACAACAACUGCUGCUCCUACGACCACUACAGCUCCAGAACCUAUUACGACAACCACUGCAGCUCCUGCUACAACAACAACAACUUCAGCUCCUACGACAACCACAACAACAGCACCUCCAACAACUGUAGCUCCCACGAUAACUGCAGCUCCUACAACAGCUUUAGCAUCUAUGACAACCACUGCAGGCCUCACAACAACAACUGCUGCUCCUACGACCACGACCACUACAUCUCCAGAACCUAUUACGACAACCACUGCAGCUCCUACUACAACAACUACAACUUCAGCUCCCUCCUGA
Oncorhynchus kisutch (coho salmon) is the source of this 1970-nucleotide messenger RNA. Its product is annotated as mucin-5AC-like. The coding region runs from base 69 to 1970 and encodes 633 amino acids. The record is from RefSeq and is a predicted model, not a curated record. Lineage: Eukaryota; Metazoa; Chordata; Actinopteri; Salmoniformes; Salmonidae. The transcript is spliced from 3 exons.